CGAAGAAAAAUCGAUAUUGUCAUGAAUUAUGACAUUAUGUAAUAAAAACAAAAAUAAAGGGAAAUCUCAUGUGGUAAAAUCAAUAAUUUCAUUUCUAUUACAUUAUUAUGCCUAGUGGUCGAGCUGUUUUGUUGCUUCGAAGAUUGUCAACGGGUGAUAACAGGUUGAAAAACAUUAAUUUAAACCAAAAUAUCUCUACAGAGCUUUUCACCAAUCCUGUGUGCAUUCACAGGGAUUUGGGCCUACACAAAAGGCUGUCAACUGUAGUGCCAAAUAGUAUCAGUCCUUCUCAGAUCACAAGAAGUUUCAGUGAUAAUAAAAUAAUAAUGGCAUCACCUAGUUCGGAAACUCCCCCAGUUGCAGAUAAACCAAAACAUACAAAUAGUUUAAUAAAUGAAAAAUCGCCCUACUUGCUUCAACAUGCUCACAAUCCUGUCCAAUGGUAUCCUUGGGGUCCAGAAGCUAUAGAAAAGGCAAAGGUGCAAAACAAAUUGAUAUUCUUAUCAGUGGGCUAUUCCACAUGUCACUGGUGUCAUGUUAUGGAAAAAGAGUCCUUUGAGAAUGAAGAAGUUGCAAAAAUUAUGAACGAACAUUAUGUUAAUAUCAAAGUCGAUAGAGAAGAGAGACCGGAUAUUGAUCGUGUUUAUUUAUUAUUUGUCAUGGCCUCCACAGGAAGUGGGGGCUGGCCCAUGUCUGUCUUCUUAACUCCAGAUCUUCAACCAGUCACUGGAGGUACCUAUUUCCCUCCAGAAGAUCGCUGGGGCCGUCCGGGUUUCAAAACGGUUCUUCUGACUCUAGCUAAAAAAUGGAAAGAAAAUCAACAACAAUGUCUAGAAGCUGGCCAGCAUGUAAUUUCAGCAUUGCAACAAUUAUCUCUUGAUGACAAUUUAUCCUCGGUAGUUCCAGGAGAGGGUACUUGGGACAAAUGUGUUCAGAAAUAUAUGUUGAUUUAUGAACCAGAGUUUGGUGGAUUUGGUAUGGCCCCAAAAUUUCCUCAAGCAUCAAUUUUCAAUUUUCUCUUUCAUUACUAUGCUAGAGAUAAAUCAAAUACUGAUGGAAAAAAAUGUCUAGAAAUGUGUUUGUACACAUUGACUAAAAUUGCAAAAGGAGGCAUUCAUGAUCAUGUAUCCAGUGGAUUUGCACGUUAUUCGGUUGACAAUGAUUGGCAUGUUCCUCACUUCGAAAAGAUGUUGUAUGACCAAGCUCAAUUGGUAGUUGCUUACACUGAUGCCUUCCUGGCAACUAAAGAUGAAUUUUAUGCUGUUGUAGUCCAUGAUAUCAUCAAAUAUGUUAACAGAGAUCUGAGACAUGAAUCUGGUGGGUAUUACAGUGCUGAAGACGCAGAUUCGUAUCCUACAUUUGGAACUACCAAGAAAAAAGAAGGAGCAUUCUGUGUGUGGGAAUAUAGUGAACUAAAAGCACUAUUGAAUGAUAAAAAGAUAAAUGAAAUAUCUUACUUGGAUAUUUUUUGUGAAUAUUUUUCUGUUAGUGAAGAAGGUAAUAUAUCUCCGGGUAGUGAUCCACAUGGGGAGCUGGUAAACAAAAAUGUUUUAAUCAUAUAUGAGAGCAAAGAAGAAAUUUCAAAAAAGUUUGGUUUAAACAUUGAACAAUUUAACCAAGUCAUCAAUGACUGUAUAAAGAUUGUGUACGAAGCACGUCAAAACCGCCCCCGUCCAGAUUUAGACACCAAAAUACUGUGUUCUUGGAAUGGAUUAAUGCUGUCAGGAUUGGCACAAGCUGGACAAGGUUUGGGCGAAAAAUGCUAUGUUGAGGAUGCUAUUAAGACUGCAAAUUUUAUAAAAGAGAACCUUUAUGAUGUAUCCACAAAUACUUUAUUGCACUCCUGCUACAGAGAUGAAAAUGGAGCCGUCAUGCAAAUAGGAAAACCAAUAAAGGGUUUUUUGGACGAUUACGCAUUUCUUAUCAAAGGCCUUCUCGAUUUGUACGAAGCAUCAUUUGAUCGGCGUUGGUUGAAUUGGGCUCGUGAAUUGCAAGAUAAACAAAAUGAAAUGUUCUGGGAUUCAGAAGGUGGAGGUUACUUUACAUGUUCAACCGAAGAUAAAACUAUAGUGUUGAGACUUAAAGAAGAUCAAGAUGGUGCCGAACCGUCCGGUAAUAGUGUUUCGUGCCACAACCUCCUAAGGUUCGCGGCAUACGCUGAUAAGAGUGAUCCACAAAAUAGCGGCGAGAAGGAAAGGGAGAUGGCGAAAAAAAUACUUGUCGCUUUUGCCAAACGUCUUAAUGACUCUCCCACUGCCCUACCAGAAAUGAUGUCCGCACUGAUGUUUUAUAGUGACUCUCCUACACAGGUGCUGAUCUCGGGGGGCCGCUCGGACCCGCGCACGCUGGAGAUGGUGCGCGCGGUGCGGACGCGGCUGCUGCCGGGCCGCGUACUGUGCGUGGCCGACCCCGCCGACACGCCCGCCGGUAUGUCCGACAUACUGUUACACCGUGUGAGGUCUGCGGGCGACGUGCCCACGGCGUACGUUUGCCGCCGCUACGCGUGCUCUCUUCCCGUUACGGACGUCAAGCAACUCGAGAACUUGUUAGACGAAACACCAGCUGCUGUGGCUAAGAAGUAGCCUAGCAGAAGUCAUAUUAUACUGCUGCUACAAAUAUAACAUUGAAAGCCUGUCCUGGUGAAACUGGAAAGGCCUCCGGGCCACCAGUAAUCCUAAAAAAAAAAAACAUUGAAAUUUUUAUUUACAGGAAAAACUAAGGUAUUCACGGUAUCUGCGGGCUCUGGCUUUCGUGACCUUUUAACACCAUUGUGCUUAGUGCGAGUUUUUUAACGUUCUCGAUAGCGUAAAAGUUAACUAAAAUUUGUAUGAAGUUGGAACGUUCGCCUGCGUUUGCCGCUAGGGGCGCUGUUACACUAAGCACACGGAUGGGCGGUGAGACCCUCUUCCUGGUCUGUUUUCACAUACACCGUCUGCUAGCAGAGGUGAUGCCCCAACAUAAAGGAAAUUCAUUAAAAAUAAGUCAUAAUUUUCCUUAGCAUAAGGCAAUAAGAAUAUCAGUUUUGUGACUACACUAAUAGGGAACCUAUAUAUGCCUAUAAAUUAUACUAGUCAGCAUUUUUAAUGAAAAUUAUAUCCCAUCACUAAAUUUGUUCUAAUAUUCGGAAGAUUUCGAAGUUCGUUAAGUAAAGUUCUGAGGCUGCACCACGGACCACCACAGGCAAGUUUAGCCCUAUCACCUGAAAGAACCUGAAAAAAAAUCUCAUGAUAUCAUAGAGUGCAUAAUCUAUAGACGCAUAACAUUCUGAUAUUGAACAAUGCAGAAUACUGACAACUUAAUGAGGCGCAUCGCGGGAUCGCUAGUUUUUACAAGGUAGGUAUACAAAUGACACUGCAAUUGUUCCACGGUGCACAUAAUUAGAAGAGUUUUAUUAUGUGCUGUUUUAGACUUUCAUUUGGAACAGAAAUAUAAAAAUGCUUAGUCUUAUUAUUGUGGUACUCCUCUAUUGGUCAUGUACCGUUAAAAUAUAUCUAUUAAAUAUAUAUUGAUUCGAUUGCCAAAUGUGUGUUGAUGUUUUCCUGACAAUUUUAUUAGUAAACAAAAAUACACGCUUCUGUUAAAACUAUUAGAGUGCACCAUCGUUCGUAAUAAAUAAAAUAUGGAACUACGAUUUUUUAAAUCGUGAUUGUGUAAGUGAUGAUUAAUCAUAACUAUACUUUUUCGUGUUACCCAUAAUAUAUAUUACAUAACAUAGUGACAUAGUAAUUAGCCAUAGCCGUGCUGUAAUUUUGCAAACAAAACGAUAUAGCCGAUAACAUUAUAUUUUAUAACGAUUGCACACAAGAGUUUUUAUAUCGAUUUUUCUUAGAAACUACUUUUACAGUGUUCGGGGCUUGGGAUAUACUAAAGUAGACCUUAUGUUUAACAGAUCAUUGGUUAUUUCAAACUAUAAAAAGCACUCAACUUCGGUUUCAGAUGCUUUUAACCAAGGUUGAUUUCUACCCUUUAAUUUUGUGAAAUAGAUCUAACCGCUUUUAUAUUUAAAUUUAUCGAAAUCUCUAGAAUAGUGCUAUUUAACUAACAAAAGUGUAAGAUCUGACAAAUUCAGAUCUCAACGCGUGUUUAAAAUCUAAAUAUCUCUUAUAAGUAGUAGUAGUCAGUCAUUUAAAUUAGCUAUAAACACAUAAUUUUAAUCGAUGAUCUUCAUUUAUAUUGUUUAAUUGAAAAAUAAAUUUUAAGUCGCUCGAAGGUAAAUGUUAAGGCUGAGAAAACUGAUUGGUUCACUCAUUCGAAAUUUCAGUCUGAGAAUUGUUUUGUGAUGACGUGCAAUUUAAGUCACGAAAAGUCAUGAAAUGGCUAUACGGUACGUUUAUUUCAUAAUAUUUAUUGAAAGAACAUAUUGCUUGGAGCAUAUUUUAAGUUUUCGUGAUAUUUUAUUUAAUAAAUAUUAAACGUUA
Messenger RNA from Bombyx mori (domestic silkworm), 4418 nucleotides. RefSeq names its product spermatogenesis-associated protein 20. NCBI's taxonomy places the organism in Eukaryota, Metazoa, Arthropoda, Insecta, Lepidoptera, Bombycidae. Gene Ontology annotation, biological process: carbohydrate metabolic process. Bases 108 to 2582 code for a protein of 824 amino acids. The record is from RefSeq and is a predicted model, not a curated record. The transcript has 6 exons.